Eriocheir sinensis (Chinese mitten crab) is the source of this 6038-nucleotide messenger RNA. RefSeq names its product exostosin-1-like. Gene Ontology annotation, cellular component: membrane. The coding region runs from base 1 to 1764 and encodes 587 amino acids. Gene Ontology annotation, molecular function: glycosyltransferase activity. The transcript is spliced from 8 exons. Lineage: Eukaryota; Metazoa; Arthropoda; Malacostraca; Decapoda; Varunidae. The record is from RefSeq and is a predicted model, not a curated record.
AUGGUGGGAUAUUCUCUUUUUCCCCUCACCACCAACACUUUCCCCUCUCCCUUCCCUUUCAUUCAUCACAAACACCACCAUCCUUUCCCUUCUCUUUUUCUCCUCACCACCAACACUUUCCCCUCUCCCUUCCCUUUCAUUCAUCACAAACACCACCAUCCUUCCCCCUCUCUUUUUCCCCUCACCACCAACACUUUCCCCUCUCCCUUCCCUUUCAUUGAUCACAAACACCACCAUCCUUACCCUUUCUUUUUCCCCUCACCAACAACACUUUCCCCUCUCCCUUCCCUUUCAUUGAUCACAAACACCACCAUCCUUACCCUUUCUUUUUCCCCUCACCAACAACAAAUUUCCCUCUCCCUUCCCCUUCACUCAUCACAACCAUCACCAUCCUUCCCCUCUUUUUUCCCCUCACUCCUGCUCUUCCUGUCAUUUUCCCCUCAACUCCACUUGCCCCCCACUCACCUUCCCCCUCUCCACAGGUACGACUACGAGGUGUUGAUGAGGAACUCCACCUUCUGCCUGGUGCCAAGGGGUCGUCGUCUGGGCUCCUUCCGCUUCCUGGAGGUGCUGCAGGCCGGGUGCAUCCCCGUGUUGCUGGCGAACGGCUGGGAGCUGCCCUUCAGCGAGGUGGUGGACUGGACCAGGUGCACCGUGCAGGCCGAUGAGAGGCUUCUACUGCAGGUGCCGGAGGUGGUGCGAUCCAUCAACGCGUCGCAGAUGCUACAGAUGCGGCAGCAGACACAGCUCAUAUGGAACAGAUACUUCUCAUCCGUGCAGAAAAUAGUCUUCGCCACGCUGGAGAUCGUGGCAGACAGGGUGCGGCGGCAGAGGUCUCGGCCGCUGUCAGUCUGGAACAGCGACCCGGGAGCCCUGGCCACCAACCUGUCCUUCUCCGACCACCUGCCGCACUUCCCUUUCUACCACAACACCCUCGGCACGUCCCCGUCGCCAAGGUACACAGCGGUGAUUGGUGUGAGUCACGGUGGCAGCGGCCUCAUCCACACCACGCCGCUCUACAAGCUCAUCAAGAACAUCGCACGGAGCAAGUUUGUUGAGAAGAUUGUGGUGGUGUGGACGAGCCCGCAGGUGGCGCCCGUGGAGAGUCGGUUACCCGGGGGCAGCGUACCCGUGCAUGUGGUGGUGCCCGAUGACCCCUCGCCCUCAGCCCGCCACCGCCCACACCCGCUGGUCACCUCUGACGCCAUCUUCUCCCUGGACGAAGACGUGACACUCACCACGGAUGAGCUUGACUUUGCCUUCGUGGUGUGGCGGACCUUCCCAGACCGCCUGGUGGGGUACCCGGCACGCUCACACCACUGGGACGAGAGCAAGGGCGGGUGGAGUUACAGCAGCCGGUGGACCAACUCGUACUCCCUGGUGCUGACGGGCGCGGCGCUGUACCACCGCUACUGGCAGCACGUGUACACCCAGCAGACACACCCGAGCCUGCUGGGCGCCGUCACCACCACCGGGAACUGUGACGACCUGCUGCUCAACCUGCUGGUGGCCGCCGUCACCCGCCGACCCCCCAUAAAGCUCACCCAGCGCAAGCAGUACAAAGAUCCAGCAUCUGAGGCCAAGUGGGUGUGGACGGAGCAGACACACUUCCAGCAGCGCAGCGUCUGCCUCAACACCUUCGUCUCGGUGCUGGGCUUCAUGCCGCUGCGCCACUCCAACCUCCGCCUGGACCCGGUCCUCUUCAAGGACAAGGUGUCGAUGCAGCGGAAGAAGUACCGACAGAUAGAGAAGAUCGGCAGCUAACGACAGCUGAGGUUUAGGUUCUCCAAGCUCCUCGUGUUUGGCGGCUACUUCGUCCUGAGUGACAGCUAUGGGAACAGUAACUACAUUAACUCGGACGAAGUGUGAGCGACGGGACUUAUGUGGUAUGGGGUGGAGGUGAUGGGGAGGCUGAGACAAGGUGUAAAUAUGAAGGGGUGACUUGUGCUAUAGUGUGACAUGAAGGGAAAAUGAAAUAGUAAAAAUGUGUUUGUAUGAAGGGAAAGCGUUUGAAGUCUGAAUAUUUGAAGGGAAAAGCAAAUCGUAGAAAUGUGUCCAGAUGAAAGGAUGUUUUGUAUAAUGGAGUGACGUUGAUGUGGAAAGGAAGUCGUGGAAAUGUUUGUGUCAGUGUGAAGUGGUCCAAGUUUGAAGGGAAAGAUAAAUCCUGGAAAUGUGUCCAGGUGAAACCAAGCACCAGUGUGAAUUUGUGACUUGUAAAAAUGAUGUAAAUUUGAAUAGGAAAACUCAUUAAGAAACGACACAAACUGAAGAAAAUGAGAAAAAGAUAGAGUGAAUUUAAGGGUGACUUUUAUAUUUUGUGUGUGGGAUUUUGUGCAUAUGAGAAAACUUUUGUGAAAUGUCAGGUUUGUGAGGAAAACCUUCUUCGGUGCAAGUUCUGAGUGGUGGCGUCCUUGGAAUUAAAAAAAUGAAUAUGAUGAAUGAGUAAGAAAACGCUGAGUGAAGAGAGAAAUAAAUUAAAACACUGGAAAAAAACGGAAAUUCUCGAGUGAUAAGAUUUUAUUGUGAAUGAAACGCUCUUUUGAAAAAUAAAUAAAUAGCAAAAGUGAAUAAAUUAAGUCAAAAAGGUUAAGAGCAUUGUGUGUAUCUGUGUGUGUGUGUUAGAUGAAGGCCAUUAUGUUUUAUAUUUCCUGAACGUCACUUUUUUGGAAACGUAACACUUAAGAAAAACUGAGUCCGGAACACAAAAGGAGAAGUAUUUGUAUUCUCAUCCUAUUCCCUUUCUUUCUCUCCUUUAUUAUUUUCUUCACUUCUUUCUUUUCCUCCUUCCAUCUGUCUUGCUUAACUUUGUCUCUUUCUUUUCAUUCUCUCUCCUGUUCCCUUUUUUCCUUUCCCUGAUUAUUCUCUUUUCUUCCUUCUUUCUUUUUGUAUUCCUUCCUUCCAUCUGUCUUUCUUAAAUUUGUCUCUUUCUCUUAAAUCUCACUUCUGUUCCCUUUCUUCCUUUUUAUAUUCUUUCUCCUAAAUCUUUCUCCUUCUUAUAUUAAUUUUCUUUCUCUUGAAUCUCUCUUUCUUAUAUACCUUUUCUUUCCUUUCUCUCUCUCUCUCUCUCUCUUAAACUCCUUUCCUUUCUUUUGUAAAUAAUGGUGUAAAAAAAGGUGUGUGUGUGUGUGUGUGUGGCAUAGUUUUGGGAGAGGUCAUUUUCUCUCACCAGCAGAAAAAUAAAGAAGAAAAUAUUUGGUCAUAAUUCAUGGGUUGAAAAUAAAUAAAAAUGUUCUUGUGAAAUGGCAAAAGGGAAAAAAAGAUUGAGUUGAAAACCAAAUUAAAAAGAAAUAUGUAUAGUUGUUUUUUGGCAGGUAAAUUUGGGUGAAUAUUCUUGUUCCUUCAAUUUGCUCGAAAGAAAGAAAAAAUGACGGCAAAUUAAUGAAAAAAAUUUAUCUGGUCUGUACUUUAAAACUGUGUGUGUGUGUGUGUGUGUGUGUGUCGAUGUGAGCAAGCGUGUAAAAAAACCUUAUGUACGCAUCUGUGUGUAUAUGAUUCAAUGUACGUAUCUUUUUUAUACUCAAAGACGAUACCGUGUAAGACUUUUUGAUACGACACGUGAGGUUUCAAGACAGUUUACACUUAACAUAAAAACAUAAAUAAACAAACAACGCGAAAUAUGGCAGUGUGCGUGUGUAUGUAUGUGUGUGUGUAUGGUGACGAUGGAAGCAGUUCUGGUCAACGCUAUGGUGGUGAUGAACGGUGCCAUUAUUUCUUUAUUACUGUUUAGCUUUGUACCGUUAGCUAAGGUCACACUCCUAGGAUCACAAGUCAUAAGGUCUCAGUCAUGGGUGGCUUUCCGCGGUCCCCUUCCGACCCACACUGACGGGGGCCGAAGCUCAAAAAGACUUUCCUGUGUUGUGUUGUGUUCUGUGCUAAGUGGGGCUGGGGGGUGGAGGAAGGAGAAAAGGAAAGGAGGAGGUAGGGAGGGAGAGUGGAGAUUAGAUGAGGUGUGUGUGUGGGGAGAGAGAUAGUGGGUGUAGGAAAGGAAAGUGGAAGUGUGUGUAUGUGUGUGUGUAAUUAUUCACCUCUUGGUCUGCUGCGGGUCUCUCUCGAGACAGCCAGCCGUUCCCCUACGGAAGAGCACAGAGCUCGUUGUAUCGAUCUUUGGGUAGGACUGAGACCACUCAUACACAACACACCGCGACAACGAGGUCACAAUGUGUGUGGGUGUGGGUGGAGAGAGGAGAGAAGAAAGAUGAGGGUUUAGGAAAGGAAAGUGGAGUUGUGUGAGUGUGUGUGUGUGUAUCCCUCCCUGCCUGGUGUCUUAGCACUGGUGUUGUUUUCUUCAAGUCAUUCCAGAGUUCCUGUCAAGUCAUAGAUUAAGGGAGGGAUGGAGGGAAGAAAUCAGACAAACUAGGAAACAAUGUGUGUCUCCAUAAACUUAUGAACUAAAAUGAGUCAUGGAUGAAUAAACACUAAAAGGAACAGCUAAAUAAAUGAAUACGAAAACAUUAAAGUCUACAUGAAUGAAUAAACACUAAAGGAACAUGUAAAUAAAUAAAUAAAAAACUAAAGCAAUGUCUAAAUUAAAUAACAGUUGUGACCACUUUAUUCUUUUUCAUCCUUUUCAAUUUUUUAAGUUCACAGUUCAAUGCCUCAAAAAACAUCCUUUUUUGGGCUAUUAAAAUUUUAGUUUACGAUUUAAUGACUCAAAAAAAUAGGCUAUUAAAACUACCCAGCACUCCUUAACAGCUCCAAUACCUUAGACAACGAUCACUGUUAUAGGCGUCGCAAUUAGUGCAGUGACAUUCUUUUCACAGCUAUAAAAAUAAACAAAAAAGAAAAACGCUGCUUUUCAUCAUUGGUAAACGAAUUCAGACAAAACGACAAAAGAGUAACGACGCAUCAUUUUCAAGGUGUUUAUGGUGUUUAUAUUAUUCAGAACCCCUCGUCUGGUGCUACAAGGGCAGCGAAGAAUGUCCAGUAGUCGGCAACAUUUCUGACAACUUACAUUAUCAUAACUUACUUUAUAGGAAACAAUACUAACUACUUAGGACUACGCCAUUAAACUUAUUGAUAAUUUAUAUAUGUUCCUGUAAUUUAAACCAUAUAAUGACAUGCGACUGUGGCCAAAAUAGGGAUAAAUUUGUGGUUUAAUGAAGAGAAUGGGUCUUAGGAUGAAGUUGUCAAGCUGUCACAUAAAUGGCAGCACCGUACACAAGCAGGUUUAAAACUCCCCCAUUCACUCCUUCUAUGACCAACUUCGAUAUUUACUUCUCUCUUAACAUUUCUCCCUUAUUUAUAUCAGGUAGCAAUGCACAAGAGGUCUUUCAGUGUAGUCGAACAUACAUUGUGAUCCCAAACUUUUAUAGAACCUGUCACUUUGUUGUUAUUAUUAUUAUUAUUAUUUUAUGUCACAAAGCGUAGGCGAGUGUUUAGAGAAAGCGCAAGGGAGGAAAACAAACGUAACCAAUCGUAAGGAAUCGUGUUAUGUAGUAUUUCUGUGCUUGUUUGUGUUUGGUGUGCGUGGUUGGUAUUACUUCCUCCAUUGGUAUUAACCAUUGAAAAGAAAGUAUUACCAGAUAAGAGAGAGAGGGAGAGUCAUGUAGAUGUGGUAAUUUGUUAAGGCAUUUCCAAAACACUUAAGAGGAGGAAGAAGGGGAUGACUAGUGAUUCUUUCUCGACUAUCAGUUGCUCAGUUGUGUGUGAGAGAGAGAGAGAGAGAGAGAGAGAGAGAGAGAAUGUAUUAAAUAAAAAGUAAUCGAACAAAUAAUUUUUACAUCACACUCUUAUAAUGUGCCAAAACUAGGGCAUAUUAUUAUUAUUAUUAUUAUUAUUAUUAUUAUUAUUAUUACUACUAUCAUUACACCCACAUUGUCCCUCCAUAAUAUUUCCUCCACCUGUCCACUCAUUAACUCCGCAAUACUCAAGUCCACAACAAAAUUUUCUCUUCCACAUAAAAAAUUCAGCCAUUAUAAAAAAAAUAUCACUUUACAUUUGACCAGAUUUAAAAUGCCAGAAAAAUACAGAUCAAAAUAGUUCACUUUCUAGGCAUGUUUGAAAUUAACCAACUGAUGAACAAAAAAUAAGAUAAAUAA